UCAUGCAGUCUAUAAUCCAAUCAGGGAGGGAGAGAGUGUAAUCCAUGUUAAUCCCACAUCCAGAGAGAGAGAGAGAGAGAGAGAGACCCAGGAUAGGGUGGGUCAUUAAGAGAGCCAGAAACAGUUGAAGGACAGCAGUAAUCUCUGAACCCAGCUUUAUUGCUGCCUGCCUGUGUCCUGAACCCUCGUUGUCAGGGAUACCUCUCCAUGGAGACGCACUCCCAAAGGUAGGGGAGGGCUUUACGAGAAAGGAGACCCUCACCUUGAUGGAGCAACAAGUCAAGAGAGAGAGAAGAUAAAGAAGGAGAGACUGCAGUAGUGGAGAGGGGAGGUCAACUGUGGGUGAACAAGGGGAGUGGAAAUCAACAGAAGACGUGUUGGAGCGCCCCCUCCAGGCGCCCUGUGAACAUGCCUACUGCAGCGCCUGCAUCAGCAGCUGGCUGGUCCAUCACCACUCCUGCCCUGAGGACAGACUGCCACUGGAUGUGGGCAGCCUCAAACCACUGUACAGGUCUGUCUGCGUCUCUGGAUAUGUGUGUCUUUUAUUAUCUCUUCAUUGUAAUAUUUCAUUCUUCCCAAGUUCCACACUUUCUUUCUGCUAUUCAGUGGGGUCACACAUGUCUACUGCUCUCCAUGCUUAUUUCUCUGAUGCUUAUUUUUGUCUUGGAUGACAGGUACAUGCGUAAUGACCUGACUCGUCUGCAGAUACGUUGUGUGAAUGCAGGGCAGGGUUGUGAGGUGGUCUGCUCCCUGGAGAGCCUGCACACACAUGAGGAUGAGUGCGAGUUUGCCUUCAUAUCCUGCUCUAACACAGGUGGAGAGUACAUAUGUUACCGUUGUGGUUGUCCUGUGCAGGUAGAGAGGCGGGGUUUGGAGGCUCACCUGUCAGAAUGUAACUUCCGCAGCAGGGAGUGUCCCAAUGGCUGUGGUCAUAUCCUUCUCUCCAUUGACCAAUCACAGCAUAACUGUGUAGCAGAGCUGCGCACUGAAGUGGAGAUGCUCAGGGCAGAGAUGCUAUGCAAGGUGGAGGAGGUGAGACGAGAGAUGGAGUCUCGGUUGGACUCACAGAGGAGACACAUGGUGCAGAAAGAGUCGCAGCUGAAGAACGAGGUGGAGGAGCUCAAGGGUCAGUUGUCCCGUGUGAUGUGCGACAUGCGAGCCCUGUUAGGAGCAGAGCGUCUGAGAAGACAGGAACUGGCAGAGGCAGAGCUGGAGAAGAGGGAACUGUUGGAGCUCCUCAGAGACCUGCAGCCAACCAGGAGUCAGACUGUCGAACAGGCAGCCAGGGAACAGCAUCGGGGAGACCAGCAGACAUCUGCCUGGGAACUACACGCUGAGCCGACAAGACACCAGCAGAGGGAGGCAUCUUUACAUGCUUCCAGUCUAUCAUUGCAUUCAGCUCAGGUCAUAAAUAUAUCGGGUCCACCUCCAUCACCUCAGCUGGGAGAGGGGGUGCGUAAGGGUAGUACCAGGAGCCUGACUCUAGACUGCAUCAAGAGGAAAAGCCGGGAGGUGACGGUUAUCUAAGUUGACUGGACUGGUGGGAGAUUAGCCAAAACCAGAAGAUUAAAUCUUUAUUUUUUUAAUAUUUGGUUUACAGUUUCUGACAAGAGUUUAGUAAUCAGAAGUUUGUGGCAUGAGUUUUAGAUUUUUUGAGUGUAAAUGAACAGUCUGCUGUGGAAUGAACCAUGUCGUGUUUGACAGGCAGGUCUUUUUGUGUAAUUCUACAAACUAAAGUGAGGUUUUGACUGUUAGGCUUGUAUGAAAGUGAAUAGACAUUCAUUCAUACAUUUCGUAGACUCACCCCUGAUCAUUUCUGCAAACAGAUCAUUGUGUAAUGUCUCUUGGAUCUUGUAUCCAUCAGAUUUCAAAUAAAUACUUUUCUUGA
This is a messenger RNA of Siniperca chuatsi (mandarin fish), 1888 nucleotides long. It is a transcript of the gene rnf41l, whose product is annotated as ring finger protein 41, like. Bases 409 to 1527 code for a protein of 372 amino acids. The record is from RefSeq and is a predicted model, not a curated record. The transcript has 7 exons. Gene Ontology annotation, molecular function: zinc ion binding. Gene Ontology annotation, cellular component: plasma membrane signaling receptor complex. NCBI's taxonomy places the organism in Eukaryota, Metazoa, Chordata, Actinopteri, Centrarchiformes, Sinipercidae. Gene Ontology annotation, biological process: positive regulation of JNK cascade; tumor necrosis factor-mediated signaling pathway; protein K63-linked ubiquitination.